AUGGUGAAGUGUCGUCUUAUUACACUCGAGACGAAAAUGUCUGAUUCGAGUUUCCCGCAAACAAACCAGGCCGAUGGAGGUGGUCUUGACUGGAAAGUCAGAGAGGCUCUGGCACUUCCGUCUCAUUCGCACGCCAAGACCGAGACAUCCAGGGAUGAGCCGACUCUGUUCAGUCCAACAUUCAUUCGGAAUUCCCGAUCCAGCAGCGGAUAA
This is a messenger RNA of Penicillium oxalicum, 213 nucleotides long. RefSeq lists its product as uncharacterized. The record is from RefSeq and is a predicted model, not a curated record. The coding region runs from base 1 to 213 and encodes 70 amino acids. The transcript has a single exon. Lineage: Eukaryota; Fungi; Ascomycota; Eurotiomycetes; Eurotiales; Aspergillaceae.